AUGACCAGUACUCCACUAGCUGGAAAUAGCCACACGCCACACAUCUUGCGCCGCCGCGCGCCGGACUGUAAUGCGUUACAAGCGAAGCAUAUGGAAGUGAUAAACGAGUCUUACAUGCACAAUGUACCGAAAGGCGCCGAAACACAUUUCAAAGUAGUUGUGGUGUCCGAUCAGUUCGAUGGAUUACCCCUAAUUAAGAGACAUCGGAUGGUGAAUGACAUCUUAAAGGACGAAUUACAAAAUGGAGUCCAUGCUUUAUCCAUAGUGGCAAAGACUCCGCAACAGUGGGAGACUAGUGAUAAAAUUGUGGAGAGCAGUCCCAACUGUAGAGGAGGCUUUGGGAAAUAA
Maniola jurtina (meadow brown) is the source of this 348-nucleotide messenger RNA. RefSeq names its product DNA-binding transcriptional regulator BolA. The record is from RefSeq and is a predicted model, not a curated record. The coding region runs from base 1 to 348 and encodes 115 amino acids. The transcript is spliced from 3 exons. Lineage: Eukaryota; Metazoa; Arthropoda; Insecta; Lepidoptera; Nymphalidae. Gene Ontology annotation, cellular component: mitochondrion.